Molecule: messenger RNA, 549 nt
Organism: Daktulosphaira vitifoliae (grape phylloxera)
Lineage: Eukaryota; Metazoa; Arthropoda; Insecta; Hemiptera; Phylloxeridae
Gene: Rpb12
Product: DNA-directed RNA polymerases I, II, and III subunit RPABC4
Exons: 3
Coding region: 237-416 (59 amino acids)
Biological process (GO): DNA-templated transcription
Cellular component (GO): RNA polymerase II, core complex; RNA polymerase I complex; RNA polymerase III complex
Molecular function (GO): zinc ion binding; DNA-directed RNA polymerase activity; DNA binding
Source: RefSeq, a predicted model, not a curated record
CAGAUUAUAAUUUUUACAGCCAAGAAGUGUAAUAAUAGUUGAUAAACGUAUUUAUGAAUACAACCUUAAAAAUAUAUAUUGUAACCGUCUGUAAAAAUUAUCGAUAGUGCACAAUUUUAUCUUUUUUUUUCGAUUAAAUACUUUAAAGUUUAUUCGGAAAAACGUGAUCAAAUAACUUUUUUCAUUUGUCAAUUUUGCAGUAUUAGAAGUCAUUAAAAGUUUCGUGACUCAAUAAAAUGAUUACAGAGAAUGAAAUGCAUGAGGAUGUCCCCAAAAAAGCACUUAUAUAUAUUUGCGGAGCAUGCCAGGGAGAGAAUGAAAUGAAGCCAAAGGAUCCUAUAAGAUGCAGGGAAUGUGGUUACAGAAUAAUGUAUAAAAAAAGAACAAAACGAUUGGUCGUAUUUAAUGCCCGAUGAAUUUAUGGAAAAUUAUGUGUUCAGUAUCAGAAGAUGUAUAACAAGGAAUUUUUAUAUAUAUAAAUUCCAAUUUUGAAAAUUUGUAUUAGUGUCAGUUUAUGUAUUUUUGAAUAAAAUGAUUACUUCCUUUAAA